GUUGGAAAGAUAGACGCCACGGCAAAAUUCCUCAAUUCCCCACCAAAAAAAACCAACCCAUCGCCUACAAAGCCAUAGCCCUCCCUCUUCUUCUCCUUCGAAACCAAUCCAUCUCGAGUUCUCGCCGUCAAGAAUCGGAGGAGCAGAGGAGAGGGAGGAGAAUUCGAGAGAGAGGAGAGGAGGAGGAGGAGGAGGAGGAGGCGGAGUGAGGUGUAAGGGGGUGGUGGUGACGCGUCGCUGAUUCGUGCGGUUUGCUCUGUGGACGCCGAUCCCGGCCGUUUCGGGCGAUGGCGUCGAGGAGGCAGUGGGGAGCCGGUGCCGGCGCCGUCGAUGUUCCUGCUCAGGAACGCAAGGGAGAGGCUGCCAAGAUUGCGAGGAGGCCAAAGACCACGACGGUUGUUGCUCAGCAACCGCCAAGAAUCCGUCGAGCCCUCGCCGACGUCAGUAAUCUCGUCAAUGGCCGGGCUGCUCUGCCUGUCGUAAAUCGCCAGAAGGCAGCAGCAGCAGCAGCUGACAAGUGCAGGAAACCAAUCAAGCAGCGCAACGAGAACAACAAGGCGGCCAAGCCAGAAGUCAUCGUGAUCAGUUCAGACUCCGAGAAACAUAAGAAAAAUCCAGCCCAGAGAGCAGCCUCCCGGAGGGCGCCAAUCCAAACGCUCACCUCGAUUCUGACCAAGUGCAGCAGGGCUUCUGACGGUGUGAUCAGCCCGAAAAAGGAGCUGAUAUACGACAUCGAUGCAUCUGAUUCUCACAACGAGCUGGCAGUGGUUGAUUACGUCGAAGAUAUCUACAGAUUCUACAGGAACACCGAGAACACCUACCGGCCUCUCUGCACCUACAUGGUGUCACAGACCGAGAUCAACGAGAGAAUGAGAGCAAUCCUGACUGAUUGGCUCAUCGAAGUGCACUACAGGCUUAUGCUGAUGCCAGAGACACUGUACCUCACUGUCUACAUAAUUGAUCAGUACCUGUCCCUGGAGAAUGUGCCCAGGAAGGAGCUGCAGCUUGUCGGUGUAAGCGCCAUGUUGAUAGCCUGCAAGUAUGAGGAGACUUGGGCUCCAUUGGUUAAGGACUUCCUUGUCAUAUCAGACAACUCCUUCAGCAGGCAGCAGGUCCUGAGCACAGAGAAGUCCAUACUUAACAAGCUCCAGUGGAACCUGACUGUUCCGACAAUGUACAUGUUCAUCCUUCGAUACCUGAAAGCUGCAUUGGGUGACGAGGAGCUGGAGCACAUGACUUUCUUCUACGCAGAGCUCGCACUGGUUCAGUACUCCAUGCUCUUUUUUGCGCCAUCGGUGAUAGCAGCCGCUGCCGUCUACGCUGCUCGGUGUACCCUUGGCCUGAGCCCACUAUGGAGCGAUCUUCUGGAGUACCACACCGGCUUAGCUGAGCCGCAAUUGCUGGAGUGUGCGAGGCGGCUGGUGAGCCUGCACGCGGCGGCGCCGGAGAGCAGGCAGAAGGUGGUGUACAAGAAGUACGCGAGCCCCAAGCUCGGAGCCGUCUCCCUCCACUCGCCGGCCAAGAAGCUUCUCCCGCCGCCGUCGCCGGUGGCGGCUUGAGCUCUCGCUGUUGGAAUUUUGGCCUCGAUUGGAAGAACAUGUGCAUAGAUAGGAUCGGAUCGUCGCCGCGUCGUCGUAUCAUCGCUUUGAUGUUACCCCCCGUUUCUGAUUUGAUUCUUCCAAAUUUUGGGUUCCUGAUUUGAUUGGAUUGCUACUGAUUCGAAUUUGGUGCGAAUGAAAUUAUGAAAAAUCAUCUUGAUGUUUAUUCUUUUUCCCCCUUUCCUUUUUGAGAGGUGGUAAUAAUAUUUA
Messenger RNA from Oryza sativa Japonica Group (Japanese rice), 1808 nucleotides. The record is from RefSeq and is a predicted model, not a curated record. NCBI's taxonomy places the organism in Eukaryota, Viridiplantae, Streptophyta, Magnoliopsida, Poales, Poaceae.